GCGUUCAAUUGUAAUGUAUGUGUUGUACUAUAGGUGAUGAUUUUAUUAAAUGUGUAUAAAUCUGCAUAUAUAAUAUAUGAAAGUAAUUUACAGAGGACAUCCAGGUUGGAAUCCCUAACAUCUCCAUGAGGAACUGCGUUUGAAUACGGGGCGCACGGGAGCGAGCAGGAGCGCGUGCACUGCGCGCGCCCACACGGAAGAGGAGCACACGGGCGGGCUCAGCAGCAGCAAGAAAGAUGGAGGUCCGACCUGACAGGUUCAAGGCGGUCGCGGCCAAAACUUUGGGCAGAAUUAACAGGUUGAUUGACAAGCAGCAGCCCAAUGGAGAAACCAUCGAGCUGUCCGCGGAGGGCCGCCCCGAGCUGGUUCAGGAGAAGGAACUACCCGUGGUGGAUUGUACCUGCUUCGGUUUACCCAGGCGUUACAUCAUCGCCAUCCUGUCCGGCCUGGGCUUCUGCAUCUCCUUCGGGAUCCGCUGCAAUCUGGGCGUGGCCAUCGUGAGCAUGGUCAACGACCACACCGUCUACAAAGGCAACAAGGAAGUACUGGUGGCUGCACAGUUCACUUGGGACCCGGAGACGGUGGGAAUGAUCCACGGAUCCUUCUUCUGGGGAUACAUCGUCACACAGAUCCCCGGAGGUUUUAUAUGUCAGAAGUUUGCAGCCAACAGAGUGUUUGGCUUUGCCAUCGUGGCCACGUCCACCCUCAACAUGCUGAUCCCAUCUGCCGCUCGCUGCCAUUACAGCUGCGUCAUACUGGUCAGAAUAUGUCAGGGCCUUGUUGAGGGCGUGUCGUACCCAGCCUGCCACGGGAUUUGGGCCAAGUGGGCUCCUCCGCUGGAGAGAAGUCGAUUAGCCACGACGGCCUUUUGCGGAUCGUAUGCAGGGGCGGUGGUGGCCAUGCCUUUAGCUGGGAUAUUGGUGCAAUACACUGGGUGGCCUUCUGUAUUCUACGUCUAUGGCAGCUUUGGGAUAUUCUGGUACUUGUUCUGGAUCCUGGUGUCGUACGAGAGCCCCGCCGCCCAUCCCACCAUUUCACCGGAGGAGAGGAAGUACAUUGAAGAUGCAAUCGGGGAAUCUGCGACGUUUCUCAACCCUCUCCAGAAAUUUAAAACGCCGUGGAAACACUUCUUCACCUCCAUGCCGGUCUACGCCAUCAUUGUGGCCAACUUCUGCAGGAGCUGGACUUUCUACCUGCUGCUCAUCAGCCAGCCCGCCUACUUUGAAGAAGUUUUUGGUUUUGAGAUCAGCAAGGUGGGCUUGGUGUCAGCUUUGCCUCAUCUCGUGAUGACCAUUAUUGUUCCCUUGGGAGGCCAGUUGGCCGACUACCUCCGUACACACAACCUGAUGACCACCACCAACGUCAGGAAGCUCAUGAACUGUGGAGGUUUUGGGAUGGAGGCCACCCUCCUGCUGGUGGUGGGUUAUUCCCACACAAAAGGUGUUGCCAUCUCCUUCCUGGUCCUCGCCGUGGGCUUCAGCGGCUUCGCUAUCUCAGGUUUUAACGUCAACCACUUGGACAUCGCCCCUCGCUACGCCAGCAUACUGAUGGGCAUCUCGAACGGGGUGGGGACAUUGUCAGGAAUGGUGUGUCCUCUCAUCGUGGGAGCCAUGACUAAACAUAAGACACGUGAGGAGUGGCAGUACGUCUUCCUUAUAGCGUCUCUGGUUCAUUACGGAGGCGUCAUUUUUUACGGACUAUUUGCAUCGGGAGAAAAGCAGGAUUGGGCCGACAUCGAGGACACCAGCGAGGAGAAAUGCGGCAUCAUCGACGAGGACGAGCUGGCCAACGAGACGGAGGAUCUCUACCGUGGAGGCGGCCAGUACGGCGCCAUGAGCCAACAGGUUGUCGGUAGAAACGGCGGUGGCGGCGGCGGGGCCGGAGGAGGCGGUGACGGAUGGGUUUCGGACUGGGAUAAAUCAGAGGAGUACGUGCAACCGCCUGGAUACAACUCAUGAAAAUGAAAAAGGAGAACAGGAAGAACUUUUUUCUGUGUGGACGUGUGUGUGUGUGUGUGUGUGCGUGUGUGUAUGUCAGUGUUACACAAUAAACACAUACAGUAGGAAAUAACUUGCACCGCCGCCACAAUGCAAAUGAUGUCAUCAUGUCAUGAUAAAUAGUCAUGACCCCCCCACACACACACACACACACACCCGCAAAUGACGCAAAAAGGUACUUAUUUUAAUAAUAUUAGAUUUUAAGAGACUAUAUUUUCUCCACCGUAAUUUUCCAAGAAUUACAACUUUAUAAUUUUAUGGCUUCUUAACGUCUUAAAAAUAAUUUUUUUCUUUAAUAUUUCAACAUUUCACUUUUUUCCAUGUUUUUUUUUUAUUUUUCUCAAAUAAUUUGUUGUCUCAUAACAUUAUUAUUUAAAAAAAAAAAAAUCUUUCUUUCAUAUUUUAACUUUAUGGUACUAAAAUUACAUUACUUUUUUCUAAUAAUAUUACAAGUUUAUUCUCACAAAAUUGCAACUUUUUCCUCUUAAUAUUUUGAAUUGAUUGUCAUAAAAUUACAGCUGUUUUUUUUAACCAUUUCUGCUGCUUAAUUUUCAUUAUAUUUCAACUUUUUCUUGUAAAUGUUUUUCUAGUAAUAUUAAAUUUUAAAAGACGUUAUUUUCUCCAACCUAAUUUUCCAAGAAUUACAACUUUAUAAUUUUAUGACUUCUUAAAUAUAAAAUAUUUUUCUUUAUUAUUUCAACACUAUGGUAAUAAAAUGAGAAUAUUUAUUUCUCAUAAUAUUAUGUGUUUAUCUUGUAAAAUUGCUACUUUUUUCUCUUAAUAUUUUGACUUUAUUCUGAUAAAAUUACAGCUGUUUUUUUUUUCAUUUCUGCUGCUUAAUUUUCAUAAUAUUUCAACUUUUUCUUGUAAAUUUUCUUCUGGUAAUAUUAGAACUUUAUUUUCUCCAAACUAAUUUUCCAAGAAUUAAAACUUUAUAAUUUUAUGACUUCUUAACGCCUUUAAAAAUAUCAUUUUUCUUUAAUAUUUCAACACUAUGGUAAUAAAAUGAGAAUAUUUAUUUCUCAUAAUAUUAUGGGUUUAUCUUGUAAAAUUGCUUUUGACUUUAUUCUGAUAAAAUUACAGCUGUUUUUUUUUUCCAUUUCUGCUGCUUAAUUUUCAUAAUAUUUCAACUUUUUCUUGUAAAUUUUCCUCUCAUAAUAUUAGGACUACUUAUUUGCGGUAUUACGUGUGCGUAUUUCACACAUGUGCCGUCUCGAUAUGACGCUCGCCUGAGUCUGACCUAACUAGGUCAUGCCCAUCUAUAGGCUCAUGGGUCACAAGGCACGCAUUCCCGAGUAAAUCAUCCGACACUCCGGAUUCCAUAUUGAGCUGGAAUGUCUGUUUUUCUAGUUCCUAAAAAGGCGGCCACAUUGGAAACAUAUAUAUGUGUGUGUGUGUUUGUGUGUGCGUGUGUGUGUGAUAGUGACAUUACUGUUGUGUUGGUUGGGUACAGGUGCUGAAACAUUGUGCAGUGAGCAUGUUGUAAUGAGCACAGUCGUGCACCCCCCCCCCCCCCAUCCUAUCCCCAUUCUCCUUUAACACACACACACACACACACACACAAGGUGGUCACACUCAGCAGCUUUAGAACCACACACACUUAAUGAAACAUAUCAAACAAAAAAAGAUAGUAUUAUAUAUAUAUAUAUAUAUAUGCCCUUUAAAAGCAGUGUCCUGUACAUAUCGGUGCAGUGGCAGCUGGGUAAUGUAGUCAAAGGGAGAUCUGUGCACCAGCACAUAGACACAGCCGGCCGGCAAACUCAGGACAGGAAGCUUGUUUAUGUGCACGAAAAUACACAUUUAGUGAGGAGCAAAAUUACACUACAGGAAUGUUUUUUUUUUUAUUUUUUUAUGAGUUUUAUUUUGAAAAUGCAACAUAAUGAUAUGAAUGAUGAUACUCCCUGUGAAAAUGUUCAGUUGUCAGUGUCGUAUCAGUGUGUUUUCUUCUUCGUCUGACUUUAUUCCACUGUCGUCUUCCUUGCUCCUGAUGAGAUGUGUUCAAACUUAAUACGAAUCAAUGUAAAAAAAAAAACCCAAAUGAAAUAUUUUAAGAUGCAAAAAAAAAUGUUGUGUACAAAGGAUGUGAAUGUGAAAUAUCCUUGUGUAUAUUAAAAUUUAGGCAACAAUGUAAUGAUCACAUUUUAUUUCACUAUGACUUUAUUU
Molecule: messenger RNA, 4160 nt
Organism: Doryrhamphus excisus (bluestripe pipefish)
Lineage: Eukaryota; Metazoa; Chordata; Actinopteri; Syngnathiformes; Syngnathidae
Gene: slc17a7a
Product: solute carrier family 17 member 7a
Biological process (GO): synaptic transmission, glutamatergic; transmembrane transport; neurotransmitter loading into synaptic vesicle
Cellular component (GO): excitatory synapse; synaptic vesicle membrane
Molecular function (GO): neurotransmitter transmembrane transporter activity; L-glutamate transmembrane transporter activity
Source: RefSeq, a predicted model, not a curated record